UUUUGUCUUUAAAUUAAUAAAAGAAAAACCUUCAUUUUGUGUCCCCAUCUUGUCCUUACCAUCCCUGUUCCUUCUCUUCUCUGAAUUACCAAGAAGAAGAUAUAGAGCCGUUCAGGACUUACCUAACAUCGACCGGCGAUCCACAUAGUAAACUCUCCUCCUUACAAGCUGCUUGGGUUGCCAAGAACCUUCUUCAUUUCUUAAGAAUAAUAAUAAAAAAAACCCAUCUCCCACUAACACCACACAGGCACAGCUGUGUCAUAGAAGAAAAAAAUAACAUAUUUAGUCCCAGUUACGCCCUAUCAGUGCUUCACAACUCGGUCCUUCUUUCUUUCAACACCCAUUUCACCCUCUCUCUUUAUGAAUUUAUUCUUCUUUCUUGCUUUCUCUAUGUGAGAAAUACAGAGUGUGGACGGUUAAAGGUGGUGGCUUUCUUUGAAGCAUUCCUUUUUUGGUUUUAACGAUUUGUUCAAAUUUUCUUGUCCUCCUUUUUUCCCUGCCGUUUAGCAUUUCCAAAGCUUUCAACGAAUCUGACAAAGGGAUCUGUUCAUCUGUUAUAUCUAUAUAUAUACAAACAGAAGGAUCUGAAGAGAAGUCUCUUAUAGUGUUAAAAUAUGGCCUCAAAAUCAUUCAAGGCUACUCGAUCAAACCUAUCAACUAGCUCGGAUGCUGCGGAAUCUCACAAACCUCCCCUGCCUCCGUCGGUGACAUUUGGCCGGAGAACUUCUUCUGGUCGCUAUAUCAGCUACUCAAGGGAUGAUCUUGAUAGUGAACUUGGGAGUAGUGACUUCAUGAACUAUACAGUGCACAUACCACCGACCCCUGACAACCAACCCAUGGAUCCAUCAAUCUCACAAAAGGUUGAAGAGCAAUAUGUGUCAAAUUCGCUCUUUACAGGCGGUUUUAAUAGUGUGACUCGUGCUCAUCUCAUGGACAAGGUGAUUGAAUCUGAAGCCAGCCAUCCCCAAAUGGCUGGUGCUAAGGGAUCCUCUUGUGCGAUUCCAGGGUGUGAUGCAAAGGUGAUGAGUGAUGAGCGAGGUGUUGAUAUUCUCCCUUGCGAAUGUGAUUUCAAAAUAUGUAGGGAUUGUUAUAUUGAUGCAGUGAAAAGUGGGGGUGGAAUUUGCCCUGGUUGUAAGGAGCCUUAUAAGAACACCGAAUUAGAUGAAGUGGCUGUGGACAGUGGAAGGCCUCUUCCACUUCCUCCACCUGGCACAAUGUCCAAAAUGGAGAGGAGGUUGUCGUUGAUGAAGUCAACCAAAUCAGUGCUGAUGAGGAGCCAGACUGGGGACUUUGAUCACAAUAGGUGGCUCUUUGAAACAAGGGGAACUUAUGGGUAUGGGAAUGCUAUCUGGCCAAAUGAUGGGGGUUUUGGCAAUGGGAAUGAUGAAGAAGUUGGUGAGCCUAAAGAAUUGAUGAGCAAGCCAUGGAGGCCACUUACUCGAAAAUUAAAGAUACCAGCUGCUGUUAUCAGUCCAUAUCGGCUUCUCAUUCUUAUUCGGAUUGUGAUACUCGCAUUGUUUUUGGAAUGGAGGGUCAGACACCCUAACAAUGAUGCAAUUUGGCUGUGGGGGAUGUCAGUGGUUUGCGAGAUCUGGUUUGCUUUUUCAUGGCUUCUUGACCAGCUUCCAAAGCUAUGCCCAAUCAAUCGUGCUACAGAUCUUAAUGUCUUGAAAGAUAAAUUUGAAACACCCAGCCUUAGCAACCCCACUGGUAAAUCUGAUCUCCCAGGCAUAGAUGUUUUCGUCUCCACUGCAGAUCCAGAAAAAGAACCGCCUCUUGUCACUGCAAACACCAUCUUAUCAAUCCUAGCAGCUGAUUACCCAGUUGAAAAGCUUUCUUGUUAUGUUUCUGAUGAUGGAGGUGCACUUCUAACAUUUGAGGCCAUGGCUGAAGCAGCAAGUUUUGCUAAUGUAUGGGUUCCUUUUUGCCGUAAACAUGGUGUUGAACCCAGGAAUCCAGAAUCCUACUUCAAUUUGAAGAGGGAUCCUUACAAGAACAAAGUGAAGCCAGAUUUUGUCAAGGAUCGCAGAAGAGUAAAGCGUGAGUAUGAUGAGUUCAAGGUCCGUAUAAAUAGCUUGCCUGAUUCUAUUCGCCGCCGAUCUGAUGCCUAUCAUGCUCGGGAGGAAAUCAAGGCCAUGAAGCUUCAGAAACAGCAUAAGGACGAUGAACCUGUGGAGAGCGUAAAGAUUGCAAAAGCGACAUGGAUGGCAGAUGGUACCCAUUGGCCAGGGACUUGGCUGAAUUCUGCACCUGAGCACUCUAGGGGUGACCAUGCUGGUAUCAUACAGGUGAUGCUGAAACCUCCCAGCGAUGAGCCACUACUCGGAACUGCUGACGAUACCAAGAUAAUGGACUUCACUGAUGUUGAUAUUCGUCUCCCAUUGCUUGUCUAUGUUUCUCGUGAGAAGCGUCCAGGCUAUGAUCACAACAAGAAGGCAGGGGCCAUGAAUGCGCUUGUUCGAGCCUCAGCUAUUAUGUCUAAUGGCCCUUUCAUUCUUAACCUUGACUGUGAUCACUAUAUUUACAACUCCCAGGCAAUGAGGGAAGGCAUGUGUUUCAUGAUGGAUCGAGGAGGUGACCGCCUAUGUUAUGUUCAGUUUCCUCAGAGGUUUGAGGGCAUUGACCCCUCUGAUCGAUAUGCUAAUCACAACACUGUUUUCUUUGAUGUGAACAUGCGUGCCCUUGAUGGUCUUAUGGGUCCAGUCUAUGUUGGAACUGGCUGCCUCUUUAGAAGGAUUGCCCUUUAUGGCUUUGACCCCCCACGAGCAAAAGAAAACCACCCAGGUUGCUGCAGCUGCUGCUUUUCCCGGCGCAAGAAGCAUUCCUCGAUUGCAAACACCCCAGAAGAGAACAGGGCUCUAAGAAUGGGUGAUUCUGAUGAUGAAGAGAUGAACCUCUCCCUGCUCCCUAAAAAGUUUGGCAACUCAACGUUUCUCAUUGACUCAAUCCCAGUGGCAGAGUAUCAAGGUCGUCCUCUCGCAGAUCACCCAGCUGUUAAGAAUGGACGCCCACCUGGUGCUCUCACUAUUCCCCGUGAGCUUCUUGAUGCAUCAACUGUUGCAGAGGCAAUCAGUGUCAUAUCUUGCUGGUACGAGGACAAGACUGAGUGGGGAAAUCGUGUUGGUUGGAUUUAUGGAUCUGUCACUGAAGAUGUUGUCACUGGGUAUAGGAUGCACAACAGGGGAUGGAAAUCAGUUUAUUGUGUGACCAAGCGUGAUGCCUUCCGUGGCACUGCUCCGAUUAAUCUCACAGAUAGGCUUCAUCAAGUUCUCAGGUGGGCUACUGGUUCUGUUGAGAUUUUCUUUUCCCGCAACAAUGCCCUCUUAGCCAGCCCUAGAAUGAAAUUUCUUCAGAGGAUAGCAUAUCUGAACGUUGGCAUCUAUCCCUUCACUUCAAUCUUCCUGAUUGUGUACUGCUUCCUCCCUGCACUUUCCCUCUUCUCUGGCCAGUUCAUCGUUCAGACCCUUAAUGUCACCUUCCUUGCUUAUCUCCUAAUCAUCACACUGACUCUGUGUUUACUUGCUGUGCUGGAAAUCAAGUGGUCUGGAAUUGAGCUAGAGGAGUGGUGGAGGAAUGAGCAGUUUUGGUUGAUUGGAGGAACUAGUGCCCACCUUGCUGCUGUGCUUCAGGGGUUGUUGAAAGUCGUUGCAGGGAUUGAAAUUUCUUUCACCUUGACUUCAAAAUCAGCUGGUGAUGAUGUGGAUGAUGAGUUUGCUGAUCUCUACGUUGUCAAAUGGACAUCGCUGAUGAUACCUCCUAUCACCAUCAUGAUGGUCAACUUAAUUGCAAUAGCAGUUGGAUUUAGCCGAACAAUUUACAGUGUUAUACCACAGUGGAGUCGAUUACUGGGCGGGGUUUUCUUCAGUUUCUGGGUCUUGGCUCAUCUCUACCCCUUUGCUAAAGGGUUGAUGGGAAGAAGAGGAAGGACACCAACCAUUGUUUUUGUGUGGUCAGGUCUUAUUGCAAUCACCAUCUCUCUCCUUUGGGUGGCAAUCAAUCCUCCGUCUGGCACCAACCAAAUCGGUGGCUCUUUCCAGUUUCCUUGAUAGGUCUUUUUUUUUGUCCUUUCGAGUUUAAUUUAUUCAAUGACAUUCGUUUACUAAAUUCUUAGUUCAAAACAUCAAUCCUGCUGGAGAACAGACUAGUUAUGUUCCUUGCACCCAUUUUGUGUAGUGGCUACUUCCACAACAGUUCUACCGAAGAUGGAGAUCAGGACCGAGAAGAUGGGUGGCUGGUUUUCUUGGCUUUGUUGUGUGACAAUGCAUUGCAUGAAAUGCUAAAAUCAGCGGACCCAUUUUCAGGCAGAUGACUAGAAUUGUGCUCAAUGCAUUCUUUUGUAAUUUAGAAAAGCGAACGUAAAUUUUAAUGGAAUAUUUUUUUUAUUCCAA
This is a messenger RNA of Populus trichocarpa (black cottonwood), 4388 nucleotides long. RefSeq names its product cellulose synthase-like protein D3. Gene Ontology annotation, cellular component: trans-Golgi network; plasma membrane. Gene Ontology annotation, biological process: cellulose biosynthetic process; plant-type primary cell wall biogenesis. The record is from RefSeq and is a predicted model, not a curated record. The coding region runs from base 615 to 4046 and encodes 1143 amino acids. The transcript has 4 exons. Gene Ontology annotation, molecular function: mannan synthase activity; cellulose synthase (UDP-forming) activity. NCBI's taxonomy places the organism in Eukaryota, Viridiplantae, Streptophyta, Magnoliopsida, Malpighiales, Salicaceae.